GUCGCCUCGUGUUUGACAGGUUGGUCUGACUUCAGUUAGCAACGUGAGCUCAAUAAACUCUUGUGCUGUUGCACGUGAGACACUCAGCCUGGUAACAGCUGUGACACAUAUAUUACUCAGUUAUACCUGUGUCUAGUGCGGGGCAGUCCACAGACACAGCAUGUCCUCCCAGGGAGACGGAGCUGCAGAACCAGGCCCUGAAACAGUGGGACCUUCUUCCUCCUCUGAGACUGAUGCCACCAGCGGGGACAUCAUCACUGUCACCAUUGGAGCCACCGUGCCCACAGGGUUCGAACACACUGCUGCAGAGGAGAUCAAGGAGAAAAUCGGGGUUGACGCACGAAUUAGCAAAGAUCGUGGUCGUAUAUACUUUCCAGUAACUACUGACAAGCUUUUCCAGGUUCAUCUUCUGAGGUCUGUGGACAACCUUUUUGUUGUGGUUGAAGAAUAUGAUCAUUACCAGUUCAAGGAAUCAAAGGAGGAGACACUGAUGGAGUUGCAGCAGCUUGCCUCAAAACUUCCCUGGGCUAAUGCCCUAGAGGUCUGGAAACUAAAUAGCACACUAAAAAAGAAGAAAGGCCACCGGAAGGGGGGCAAUGGCGCUAAAGUAAAACCCAACAGUGAAGCCAGUGAUGCAAUUGUGGCUGACACUGAGCACCAGGAGCUACCUCAGGCAGUGUCAGCUGCUGAAGGUCAGACAAAGGUGGAGUGCACACCCGACAUGGAGACCUGCACCCAGGACUCAGAAGAAGCAGCACCCGGAGCUAAACUCAUCAAGUUCCGUGUGACGUGCAACAGGGCUGGUGACAAGCACAGCUUCUCGUCUAACGAAGCAGCCAGAGACUUUGGUGGAGCCGUACAGGAAUUCUUUCAGUGGAAAGCAGACAUGACAAAGUUUGACAUAGAGGUUUUGCUAAACAUACACAAUGAAGAAGUGGUGAUUGGCAUUGCACUCACAGAAGAGAGUCUUCACAGGAGAAACAUCAGUCACUUUGGACCCACUACGCUGCGAUCUACCUUAUGCUAUGGCAUGCUCAGGCUGUGUAAACCUCAGGCAUCCGAUAUAAUACUUGACCCAAUGUGUGGGACUGGAGCUAUACCACUGGAGGGGGCCAUUGAAUUUAAUAGUUCGUUCUACAUCGCCGGUGACAACAAUGACAUGGCAGUUAACCGCACAGUCAAUAAUAUAUGUCACAUCCAGAAAAGGAGAGCAGACAAGGGCAGCGUAUCUGGAUUGCCCAUCGACACAGUGCGGUGGGAUCUGUGCAGUUUACCCAUAAGGACCAGCUCUGUUGACAUUAUCAUCACUGACAUGCCCUUUGGGAAGAGAAUGGGCUCCAAGAAGAAAAACUGGGAUCUUUAUCCCUCCUGUCUGAGAGAAAUGGCCCGCGUGUGCAGACCAGGGACAGGAAAGGCUGUGCUGUUGACGCAGGACAAGAAAUGCUUUGCCAAGGCCAUCUCGAGGAUGGGAGGACUGUGGCGGAAGCUGCACACUGUUUGGGUCAACGUCGGCGGUUUACAUGCUGGAGUCUACCUCCUCAAGCGGACGGGGGCCGUGUUUGGCCAAACUCCUGAGGAUGUCCAUGAAUCACGAGGAAGAGCUAAUGCACAAGGGGAUGAGAAGGAUCACAAGGAGCUGUCUUAAUUCACCUCCCACGUUUAUAUUCUGAAUUUAUAUCUGAGGCUGAGGAGGAUUAUCAUUAUUUAUUUUGUUUUUGAAGAUUUAACUUUCUUCUUAAGUCAGGUUCUCUACUCAACCGUGCCAAGCAGUUUUAGUGUAUAAUUUUUUUUUUUUUUGUAUUUCUCAUUUGGUUUAAUGUGAUAAAUGGUUAACUGGAAAGAAAAAGCUAUUUUCAUGUUCAGCAGCAGUUUAAUGAUUCUCACGCUGUGUUUAACCGAGGUAGCUCAUUUGUCACAUUGCUGUACAGAAACCUGCUGAAGGUCUCACUGCACCCCUAACUGCACAUUGCCAUUUGUUCUGGUUAAUAAAGGUUCAAACUAAA
This is a messenger RNA of Toxotes jaculatrix (banded archerfish), 2003 nucleotides long. RefSeq names its product THUMP domain containing 3 (gene thumpd3). Lineage: Eukaryota; Metazoa; Chordata; Actinopteri; Toxotidae. The transcript has 10 exons. Gene Ontology annotation, biological process: tRNA methylation. The record is from RefSeq and is a predicted model, not a curated record. The coding region runs from base 161 to 1645 and encodes 494 amino acids. Gene Ontology annotation, molecular function: tRNA (guanine) methyltransferase activity; RNA binding.